AAAGAUUAAAUAAUAGGGGAAUCCUGUUUUAUUCUUCCCGGCGGAGCUGUAUUCAUAUGGUAAUGGAGACAGAGAGGCUGCGCCCCGCCCUUCUUCUUCUGUGGAACAAGAGUGGCCGGUCUGCUGUCACCCUGCAGUCAUACAAGCACCCAGAGUGUCACCCACUGGACUCUGUCAAACAACCGGCUCGGUGGUGGAUCAGGAGAAACUGCCAAGUUCAGCGCAGCAGCAGGAUACGGACACAACUCUCUUUCUGUCCGCCCCUCCCAGCUUCCGGGUUGUUUUUUUUAUUUUAUUUUUUUGCUCCUCUUACGUGCUACUGUCGCGAUACGGCGUUACCAUGGUUACAAAUAACAGAUAUUGGAUAUAAAACAUCCCAACUUCCUCGACAGUCCCAUUAUCCGCACACUGUCAACAGAGAGGAGCCGCUGGAGUCUCCGGACGCAUCUGAGAUCAGCUGCAUCCAGGAAGGCGCACCACGCAGCGACCGUCCAUGUGUUGCGCGCUCCAGGAUACUUGACAAGAACAUUUGCAAGCUACCUACCUGAAGAUAAAUCUCAUUAGACUUUAUUUUUGUUGUUGUUCAUAGAUUUGCAGUGUAUUUUCCGGUAGCUAUGCAGAAUAAAGGCACAUUUAUCAGCCCUUUUCCCAGACCGCGCUGUCUGGCGGCGGCGGCGCCCGCGGGGAAAGCGAAAUUAACUCACCCGGGAAAGGCGAUUCUGGCAGGUGGAAUUGCGGGUGGCAUAGAGAUCUGCAUUACUUUCCCUACAGAGUAUGUCAAGACCCAGUUACAACUGGAUGAGAAGGCCAAUCCACCCAAAUAUAAAGGAAUAGGUGACUGUGUGAAACAGACCGUACAGGGUCACGGUGUCAAAGGACUGUACAGAGGACUAAGCUCACUGCUGUAUGGAUCCAUUCCCAAAUCUGCAGUCAGGUUCGGGAUCUUUGAGUUUCUCAGUAACCAUGCAAAGGAUGAGUCUGGUCGACUGGACAGCACCAGAGGCCUGCUCUGUGGGCUUGGAGCCGGGGUGAUGGAGGCUGUUUUGGUGGUCUGUCCCAUGGAAACUGUCAAGGUUAAAUUCAUUCAUGACCAGACUUCAGCCAACCCCAAAUACAAGGGCUUCUUCCACGGAGUCAGAGAGAUUGUCAGGGCACAAGGAUUGAGUGGAACAUACCAGGGUCUCACUGCCACAGUCCUCAAACAAGGCUCCAACCAAGCUAUUCGAUUCUUUGUGAUGACCUCUCUCAAGAACUGGUACAAAGGUGAUAACCCCAACAAAGCUAUCAAUCCAUUGCUGACUGGAGCCUUUGGAGCCAUAGCUGGAGCUGCCAGUGUCUUUGGAAACACCCCACUGGAUGUAAUUAAGACGAGGAUGCAGGGUCUGGAAGCACAUAAAUAUAAAAGCACAUUGGACUGUGCUUCAAAGAUCCUGAGACAUGAGGGCUUGGCAGCAUUUUACAAAGGGACAGUUCCUCGGCUGGGCCGUGUGUGUCUGGAUGUGGCCAUAGUUUUCAUCAUCUAUGAGGAGGUGGUGAAGGUCCUGAAUACGGUCUGGAAGACGGAAUGAGCUAUUUGACGUACAGAGGGGGCGGCAGCUUCCUGCUUCCCAGGCAUCAGACACAGUUCCAAGUUUCACAGAGCUCUUUUGUAUCAUAAAAACCAGCUGCUGGUACAGAGCUGAACUUAGAUCCGUGUCAUAUGCUAAUCAGGAAGUUGAGGAGCUCAUAGACGGUGGCUGCAGAGAAGAAAGAUAGCCUGAAAAGAGGCUCAAUGUCGCCCACAUCUGGACAGCUGGAGUGUAUGCAGAGCUUUGCUGCUCAGCACCGAGACACCUGAUAAGAACAAGGGUAGAUUUCACAAAGUGGGAUUAUAAAGUUUACCAAAUAAUUGUUAAAAAAGAUACUUCGUUCUAGAGAUCAAACCCUGAGUAUUAGGGUCAACAACGUGAUUCCUUUAAACAUUUUUGUGGUUAUAAACAACAUUUUUACAGAAAUCAGGUUAUUUGGUUCACUGUCUUUAUAAACCUACUUUGUAAAAUACCCACCUUCAGUGAAAAACAUAAUUUCUAGUCAUUCACAGCUGUUUUACUGAUGUUUACUGGGAGUAUGCAGGUGUCAUACUGGAUUUUCUUGAGUUAGUGUUGCUUUCUGUCUCCUAGUAUGGUUUUAAAUCCAAAGGAGCCAGACUACAGCUGGUUGCAGUUUACAGCCCCAUAAGCUGCAGUAACUUCUAUAACUUGGCCUUUAAGAGAAUUAUUUAAAAAAAAUAAUAUGCCAAUUAUUUUUAUACAGUGUAGAUUCUAAUUUAGUUCAUUACUAGCAUUAUAUUUUAUCUGUAAAGUAAGAUAUAUUUGAUUCCUGUGCCAAAUGCCAAACCUAUACUAUGAAGGUGUGUUCGGAGUAAGAACAUGCAGUAGCUUAAUGAUCUUAACAAAAGAGGAGCAAAUAUUAUGACUUAUAUUAUACUUUAUAAAUGUAUUUAUUGGCAGUUGAAUGUUGAAUAUGUAGAUGGUUGAGAGGCUAUUUGCUGUUAACUUGUGCCACUUGUGUCGUGUGUUUUGUGUGAUCGGGUCUGGGUGUGAAGGUGUUUUUAAGAUGUUAGGAAAAUAUUUAAUUGCUCUAUUUCACUGUGAGUCUAAAUGACCCAACGGCACUGAGUCAUACAGACGAAGUAACCUCAGGCCUCUUAUUCCCUGCCAAUGGAAACACCGCUGUUCAUCAGCAUACUACCACCGGAUGCUUAUUUGUCUUCUGAUUACAUUAGAAGAAGUUUUCAAUCUUUGUGAUUCUCCCUUCUACAUAUGUUCUCCACGCCAACAGUUCCCAACUGGGAACGAGUCAUAAGAUAAAUCUGAGGGGUUAUGAAUUGUUCAAAUCUAUUUCAGGUGCUGUUCUGUUUCAUUCAGGGUUUGUUUUUACUUCUCACUCAUGUGCCUUUUACUGUUAUGGUUUGUGGGUACUAGAAAUAUUCUCAUCUAUUAUCAACAUACAGUGUUAAAUUCUUUAAUCAUCUUACAGUCAAUUUGAGAUUUCUGUGGUACAUUUAUAUUGUUUUUGUAUGAACAAAAACUGCUUUUCCUCCUUUUACCAUCACUAGUGACAUGAAAACGCUCAUAAUCUAUAUGUAUUACGCUAAAAACUGUAUCAUAAAUCAUGUUUGUUUGUUUUUUUGUUUCGCCAAACAAAAUGCUUGUGUUCCCGACUGCCAAAUAGCCAAGAGAAAAUGUUAUUGUUAUUGCAAAUCAAUGUAUUCCAAUGCAGUGUGUGUAGGCUAUGUGGUUCUUAAUGAUGACGCUUGUGCAAUAAACACUGUAUCCUCCUUUUGUCCGUACUUAAUGUAAAGUCCUUUGUAGUAGGGGGAUUUCAAAACUCAUUAAAUCAAGCAUCUGAAAACUUGAA
Molecule: messenger RNA, 3399 nt
Organism: Morone saxatilis (striped sea-bass)
Lineage: Eukaryota; Metazoa; Chordata; Actinopteri; Moronidae
Product: tricarboxylate transport protein B, mitochondrial
Exons: 9
Coding region: 615-1568 (317 amino acids)
Biological process (GO): mitochondrial citrate transmembrane transport
Source: RefSeq, a predicted model, not a curated record